AAAGCGGCUAUCAGAUAUCGCUUCCAGAAAUUUGUUAAAAAUAGCCCAGAACCUAUGAGAGGAAAUGAACUAGCUCGGCCUAUAACCUUUAAACUCAAAUCUCAACGAAGUCAUGGCUGACGUGAAGACACUUGAACACUCAACUCUUAAAGUUCCAUAUGAAUUACUAAACAAGCAGUUUCGGGCUUCUCAGAAGAUAAUUGACAGAGAAGCUUCCAAAUUAAACAGCUCUGCUUCUGAACUAGAGAAAAAACUUCAUGACCCUUCACUAACAAUUGGAGAUGUUACUAGUGCAUUAACUACCAUGGUAGACAAUUUGUCAAUGCUAAAACGAAAGGCUGAAGAGAGUAUUCAAGAAGAGUUGGGAGCAUCACGUGUCAUCAAGAGAAGAUUGGCACAUCUUCAAGAAAGAGAUACACCUGGGAUCAAAGAAACAAUGCCGCCAACAUGGUGGCAAAAAAAUCGUCUUGACAGGAUGUUGGUAGAAUACUUCUUGAGAGCUGGCUACUAUAAUUCAGCACUGAAAUUGGCCAAACAUUCCAACAUUGAGGAUUUGACCAAUAUUGAUUUAUUCAUGAUGUCCAAAGAGAUAGAAGAUUCAUUGGCCAAAUGUGAUACAAAGCCAUGCCUUAGUUGGUGUGUUGACAAUCGCUCAAAGCUUCGGAAAAUGAAAAGUACUUUGGAGUUUAAUGUCAGAAAGCAAGAGUAUGUUGAGUUAAUUCGUGAAGAAAAGCCGCUUGAGGCCAUCAGACAUGCUCGAAAGUAUCUGUCAUCAGCUGAAUCAGGACAGGUCUCGGAAGUGCAGAAACUUAUGGGCAUGCUUGCAUUUAGUAGUAAAAACCCAGAAAAUCCUUAUGGUGAUGUUUUUGAUAUGAGUAACUGGCAGAAGUUAGUCUUACAGUUUAGACAGGAGAAUUUCAAACUUCAUCAGUUAAAUAGCACAUCUGUGUUUACUGCUACACUACAGGCUGGGCUGUCAGCACUCAAGACACUUCAUUGCUACAAAGAUGAUGCUAAUUUGCGCCACCCGGACUGCCCAGUGUGUAGCACACAUCUGAAUGAGCUGGCCCAGCCCCUUCCCUUUGCACACUGCACUAACUCCAAAUUGGUGUGCAGCAUAACUGGCAGUGCCCUGAAUGAGCAUAAUCCUCCAAUGAUGCUGCCCAAUGGACGUAUUUAUGGCUUAAAAGCAUUAGAGAACAUGGCUGCCGUGAAUGAUGGACGUGUUGUUUGCCCGAGAACCAGAGAGAUCUAUCAUGUUGACAAUAUAGAGAAAGUUUUUGUCAUGUGAUUCCAACUGACAGCAAGGCCUCACAGAAAACGUCUCAGGUUGAAUUUGAUUUGGUGUGCUGAGUAUAAAUUGAGAUGAUGAUGUUCUGUAGGUUAAGUUGACGCAUUCAUUAAGAUUCAUUUUACAUUGCGUUACAGAUCCACUUGUUGGUUACAAAUAGUAGUUAGGCAAAGUGAGCCCUACACACAAUGAUUGUUUUAAUUUUCCUUUAUGAAGAAAAAACAACUUUGGCACAUCUAAGUAUGAUUAUUUUAACCUAGGUGUAAUCUCAUUUUAGAAAAUGUUUACUAAUUACCUUUUUACUGUCAAUAGCUAAAUGAGAAAUAUUUCAUUGAACUACUUUAUAAAAAUAACUACUGUAACACUCUGCACAGUUUCAGCAGCACUGAUCUAAUGCUUGAUCCAACAUUUAUAUAAGUAAUGCGUGUGUACAUAGUGACUGAAAAAAAGAAACUAAUUGAUAUUUUUCUUUACAACAGCCUCAAACCAAUUUAAUGUAUUUCUUAAGAAACUAAGCAUUUAUUAAUAGAAUGAAACUAUUCUGUCAAACAAUUUAGAAUUUUCUGAAAAGGAAUAUUAGUUGAAAUCCACUAAUACGACAAGAGAGAAUAAAUUUUGUUAAUAAUAUUUUUUUUUUGUGUUAGAGUAACAGUGCUCUUAUGCAAGAUAAUUUCUAUUUUGUCCAAUUUGAUUUUGAUUUUACGUUUUAUAAAAAUGUUUUUAUUGAGAACAAAAGAACAAGACAAAAUUAAUAAAGAAUUAUUUUCAAGCUUGAAAAUUAAGAAAUGAAUCAGAACUUUAGUUGACCAUAAAUAUUUGUGACCAACUUAUUUUGUCAUAAAGGAGAAAAAAAAUACAAUUAUAUCUUCUUUGAGAGAGAGUUUCAUAUCAAACAACAUUUUUCAUGUGUUUUGUACUAGCAUUGAGAAAUCAUUUUAAAAGAUAUUUCUUUUUUUUUUAAUGAGGUGUAGUUGAAGCUUUUGAUGUUUUUUUUUAUUUCGUAGCAAAGCAUGCAGUGCAUAGUCAACACAAAUGUUAAUUUAUUACAUAAAGAAUUCAAUUAAUGGACACUGAUAAAAUGAAUAUCACUAUGUGACAAAAAAAAAAAAAAAAAAGAUAUUUUGUUACUUUUUCCCAAAAUAAUAUACAA
This is a messenger RNA of Biomphalaria glabrata, 2441 nucleotides long. RefSeq names its product E3 ubiquitin-protein transferase MAEA-like. The transcript has 9 exons. Gene Ontology annotation, cellular component: GID complex; cytoplasm; nucleus. Gene Ontology annotation, biological process: proteasome-mediated ubiquitin-dependent protein catabolic process. Gene Ontology annotation, molecular function: protein binding; ubiquitin protein ligase activity. Bases 113 to 1291 code for a protein of 392 amino acids. The record is from RefSeq and is a predicted model, not a curated record. Lineage: Eukaryota; Metazoa; Mollusca; Gastropoda; Planorbidae.